Molecule: messenger RNA, 2635 nt
Organism: Solea senegalensis (Senegalese sole)
Lineage: Eukaryota; Metazoa; Chordata; Actinopteri; Pleuronectiformes; Soleidae
Product: syntaxin-3-like
Exons: 10
Coding region: 389-1246 (285 amino acids)
Biological process (GO): intracellular protein transport; synaptic vesicle fusion to presynaptic active zone membrane; exocytic insertion of neurotransmitter receptor to postsynaptic membrane
Cellular component (GO): presynaptic active zone membrane; plasma membrane; endomembrane system
Molecular function (GO): SNARE binding; SNAP receptor activity
Source: RefSeq, a predicted model, not a curated record
UUAGAGGCUUACUGGAGCCUCAGGUUGGUUGACCACACAUAUUAGCUCAGAGAGGAGCAGCCAAGCAGCUACAGAGCCUUGUGGUCUGCUACUCUUGAAUAAUAUUAUCAUUAAUAUUUGAUGUAUUUUACCUCACUUUGCCACCUAGGUGUGGGCUCCCUGUCUGUCUGUCUGUCUGUCUGUCUGUCUGUCUGGCUUUGACGGCUGACCCCAGGUCAGAUCUCCUGGAUUAAUUGAAGGAGCUGUUCAUAUCCACUGGGCUCAAUUUGAAGCCAUUUUAAAAGCUGCUGUAGUCUGGACUGAGACUUCUUCUCCGGGAACUGCGAGGUCGUCGUAAUCGUCGGUCAGAUUGAGCAGAUAAUCUGUGUUUCUCUUCAAACUCGUCAAGAUGAAGGACCGACUGGCUCAGCUGAAGGAGACGACUGAUGCCGCACCUGAUGAUGUCGAGGUUUCUAUGGAGAAUGAAGCUUUCAUGGAUGAUUUCUUUGCUCAGGCUGAAGAUAUUCGAAUCAGCGUUGACAAGAUUGAGGGGAGUGUCGUAGAAAUCAAAAAACUCUACUCCACCAUUUUGGCGGCCCCUACAUCUGACCAGAAAACCCAAGAUGAUCUUGAAGCGCUCACCAAUGAGAUCAAGAAGGCGGCCAACAACGCAAGAAACAAACUCAAGAGUAUUGAACGGCAGCUCGAGUCAAACGCAGAUGAACGAUCGUCAGCUGACCUCAGGAUACGAAAGUCACAGCAUGCCAUCCUGGCCAAGAAGUUUGUUGAGGUGAUGACAAAGUACAACGAGGCUCAGGUUGACUUCAGAGAUAAGAGCAAAGGGAGAAUCGCCCGACAACUGGAGAUCACGGGGAAAGCGACAACCGACGAGGAGCUGGAGGAGAUGCUGGAGGGAGGCAACUCGGCUGUGUUCACUGCCGGGAUCAUGGCGUCGAACAUCAACCAGCAGGCUCUGAACGAGAUCGAGGCUCGUCACAAAGACAUCAUGAGGCUGGAGAGCAGCAUCAAAGAGCUCCAUGACAUGUUUGUGGACAUCGCCAUGCUGGUGGAGAACCAGGGAGGCAUGAUUGACAGGAUCGAGGGCAACAUGGACCAAUCGGUGGGAUUUGUAGAGAGGGCGGUGGCCGACACCAAGAAAGCAGCAAAGUUCCAGCAGGAGGCGCGCAGGAAACAAAUGAUGAUCUUCUGCUGCUGUGCGAUUCUAACCAUCAUCCUCGGUUCAUUCGUCUACAGCUUCUUCAAAUAGAGGAGUUUUAUUUAUUUAUUUACUCACUUAUAUAUAUUUUUAUUUAGCCUUUUUUUUUUUUAAACUAGAAAGUGACAUUGAGGUUAAAAUGUCUUUUACCAGUGAGUAGAGGUUAACAAGGUAGAGAGGAACAUCACAUUUAUCAGAUGGUCACAUAUAACAGAGCAGUUCAUUCAAAGGUAGAACUCAGCUACAGCGACGCUUUGCUCACGUGUCAGGAUAAACGUCAGUUUGUGUCAGUUUUGGCUUCUUCUGUUUGAAUUUGAAUCUGUUCUCACUGAGGAGGGUUGGCGUUAGAUUAUGUGAACGUGAUGGUACCACUAGAAGACGGGUUCAAAGUUGGCGGGAUAUUUAAAUCUCAGGUCAGUCUGUCCUCGUCGCUGCAUUGUCUUUUUUGGUCACUGGUUCACCCAUAAACUCUGCACCAGCUUUAGUCUUUAAUAUCACAUAACAUUACAGUUGUCAUCAGAUGGUCUUUUCUGACUGGAAACUAGCUCUUCAUAAAGCCCUCACAAUCCCGCACCAAAUCCCAUAGUAAAAAUCAAGGAUUUUAGCCAACAGGGACAAGAGGCUUGCUGAUCCAUCGCUGCCUCCAUCAGUAAGUUAAAAUAUAUCAUUUUGUAACUGUCAAACUUUUAAAUCAUUUGUUCUAAAUCACCAAGUGACACAAAACAGCUACUGUGUCCCUGCAAGCUAAAAAGUAUGAUUUUCUCUGUGGGAAAGCAAACCCUCCAUCUUUCAGGCUGUGGUCAGUGCUGUGUAUGUGCCAGUAUCUCAUAUAUCGCUGGAAUGAGUAAAAUCAAGUCACUAUCAAAAGUAUUGACACAAGCAUAAUUUUACUUAUGUGGAUUUGUUGUUGUUUUCUUUUAAGUUGCGAUGCUACUGUUCCAAUACUUGUGCUAUUGACGACAUCUAAUAUUACAAUUCCUAUCAUGCUGGGCAUUAAUCAAUCAAUCAAACGACUGUAUGUGAUCCUGAACAGAGUCAAAGGCAGGAAUGACCUGAGAAGAUACAUUCUGAAUGGUUAGGAGUAGAGAUACACGCAGGCCUGCUUUAUUUGACUACACUGACACUGCCUUGGGAGUGUUUACUGCUUUAUUGUUUGUGUAUUUAUUUCAGUUCAUUUUUAUGAUGUGUAUGUGUGUUUUUUCCUAAUUCUUUUGUAAGAACUACAACUGUAUUAUCUUAAAAUUAAAUAAAACAUGGUGGAUAUUGUGGCUCUGUAAGUGUGGAUCCAAAGGAACGGGUCAGAAUUAAGGUCAGGACUACAGGUCAGCCACGGCUUCAUCAGUCACUGUUAGUUUGUGUGAAACUUUGUGAAAACACCGAGUGCGGUGUACGACUGCGUUUCUACACUUUGUAGCAGUUUUAUAGGGGAAAUGAUUUUGU